Molecule: messenger RNA, 3909 nt
Organism: Prunus armeniaca (apricot)
Lineage: Eukaryota; Viridiplantae; Streptophyta; Magnoliopsida; Rosales; Rosaceae
Source: the annotation of a GenBank genome assembly
AUGCAACAAAGAUUGAAGCUUCAGCAACAGCAACAACAAGAAGCCAUAAUGCAGCAAGCUCUUCUUCAGCAGCAACAACAACAGCACAUGUACCAUCCUGGUGUGCUCGCCGCUGCCAUGUCUCAGAUGGAGCCUAUCCCAAGUGGAAAUCUGCCUCCUGGAUUUGACCCAUCUACAUGCCACAGUGUGUAUGUUGGAAACAUUCACGUAAAUGUCACCGAUAAGCUUCUUGCUGAAGUUUUCCAGAGUGUUGGUCCUCUUGCAGGAUGCAAGCUCAUCAGAAAGGAUAAGUCAUCAUAUGGAUUUGUUGACUACCAUGAUCGAAAUUCAGCAGCCCUUGCAAUAAUGACAUUGCAUGGACGCCAACUUUACGGUCAGGCACUUAAAGUGAAUUGGGCAUAUGCCAAUAGCCAGAGGGAGGAUACUUCAGGGCACUUCAAUAUAUUUGUUGGUGAUCUUAGUCCAGAGGUUACAGAUGCAACUUUAUUUGCUUGCUUCUCGGUCUAUCCUAGUUGUUCUGAUGCAAGGGUCAUGUGGGAUCACAAAACUGGCCGCUCAAAGGGAUAUGGUUUUGUUUCUUUCCGUAACCAGCAGGAUGCUCAGAGUGCUAUCAAUGAUUUAACCGGUAAAUGGCUUGGAAAUAGACAAAUAAGAUGCAACUGGGCAACUAAGAGUGCUGGCUCCAAUGAAGAGAAACAGAGUAGUGACACUCAAAAUGCCGUUGUUCUUACUAAUGGAUCUUCAGAUGGAGGUCAGGAGAACUCCAAUGAAGAGGCCCCUGAAAAUAAUCAAGCAUACACUACUGUCUAUGUUGGCAACCUCUCCCAUGAGGUUACUCAAGCUGAACUUCAUAGUCAGUUUCAUGCUCUUGGGGCUGGGGUUAUUGAGGAAGUACGUGUGCAGAGGGAUAAAGGUUUCGGAUUUGUGAGAUACAACACUCAUGAAGAAGCAGCCUUGGCCAUUCAAAUGGCAAAUGGCAGGAUAAUUCAUGGAAAGUCCAUGAAGUGUUCAUGGGGUAGCAAGCCAACUCCUCCAGGGAUAACUUCGAAUCCGCUGCCUCCUCCUGCCCAACCCUAUCAGAUCCUUCCGGCUGCUGGUAUGAACCAAGGCUAUUCUCCAGCUGACUUGUUGGCUUAUCGUCGCCAACUUGCCUUAAGUCAGGCUGCAGCCACGUCCAUGGCCUUGAACUCUGGUGGAUCCCAACCUAUGUAUGAGGGAUAUCCUAACAGUUCAUCAGGCUAUGAAUUAACUUCAAAGUCCUCGGCACUUCACUUGGAGAUGGAGCAGUUCAAAGGCCAGUCUCGGCUGCCGAAAUUCGCCGUGCCGAAACGAUACGAUAUAACGCUCAAACCGGACCUCACCGGCUGCAGUUUCGGCGGCUCCGUCGCCGUCCACCUCGACAUCGUCUGCGAUACCCGGUUCAUCGUCCUCAACGCCGCCGACCUCUCCGUCGAUGCCGCCUCCGUGUCUUUCGCUUCCUCCAAGGUACUUUUCAAGCCUUGGAAAGUUGAGACAUUUGAAGAAGAUGGGAUUUUGGUUCUGGAGUUUGGAGAGACGCUUCCGGUUGGUUCGGGAGUUUUGGGUAUUGGGUUUGAAGGAAUUCUGAAUGACAAGAUGAAGGGGUUCUACACAAGUACAUAUGAGCAUAAUGGUGAGAAGAAAAAUAUGGCCGUUACACAGUUUGAACCGGUUGAUGCCAGACGGUGCUUUCCAUGCUGGGAUGAGCCUGCUUGGAAGGCUACAUUCAAGAUUAGAUUGGAUGAUGUUCCAUCUGAAUUAGUAGCUCUCUCCAACAUGCCGGUUGUAGAAGAAAAAGUGCAUGGACAUCUGAAGACAGUUGCAUUUCAAGAAUCACCAAUCAUGUCUACAUAUUUGGUGGCCGUUGUUGUUGGGUUGUUUGAUUAUGUUGAAGAUCAUACAUCUGAUGGGGUCAAAGUGCGGGUCUAUUGUCAAGUUGGUAAGGCAAACCAAGGGAAGUUUGCUUUGAACGUUGCUGUCAAGACUCUUGAAUUUUACAGAGAUUACUUUGCUGUGCCAUACUCUUUGCCCAAAUUGGAUAUGGUUGCAAUCCCUGAUUUUCCUGGUGCCAUGGAAAAUUAUGGUUUAGUUACAUACCAAGAAACAGAUUUGCUCUUUGAUGAACAGCAUUCUGCAGCUGCCAACAAACAACGGGUUGCAACUGUCGUGGCACAUGAAUUGGCACACCAGUGGUUUGGCAAUCUUGUAACGAUGGAAUGGUGGACACAUUUAUGGCUGAAUGAGGGAUUUGCGACAUGGGUGAGCUAUUUAGCUACUGAUAGCUUGUUCCCAGAGUGGAAAAUGUGGACUAAAUUUCUUGAUGAAAUUACUCGGGGUCUUAAGCUGGAUGGGCUUGAAGGAUCUCACCCCAUUGAGGUGGAAAUCAAUCAUGCUUCUGAGGUUGAUGAAAUAUUUGAUGCAAUAAGUUAUAGAAAAGGAGCUUCUGUUAUCCAGAUGCUACAAAACUAUCUUGGUGCUGAAUGCUUCCAGAGGUCACUUGCUUCAUACAUAACAAAGCAUGCUUCCUCAAAUGCAAAGACAGAAGAUUUAUGGGCUGCGCUUCAGGAGGGAUCUGGUGAACCUGUGAACGCUCUAAUGAAUUCAUGGACACAGCAAAAGGGUUACCCGGUUAUUUCUGUCAAAGUCAAAGAUCAGAAAUUGGAGUUUGACCAGACACAAUUCUGCUUGAAUGGUUCCCAAGGUGAUGGGCAAUGGAUUGUGCCAAUAACAUUAUGCUCUGGCUCAUAUGAUGUACGCAAAAGUUUCCUACUACAAAAGAAGUCCGAAACUUUUGAUGUAAAGGAAUUUCUGGGUUGCUCCAUAGCAGGGACUGGAUGCAAAGGCUCAUUAUGUAGUUGGAUAAAAGUCAAUGUGGAUCAGACUGGUUUUUACAGGGUGAAAUAUGAGGAGGAACUUUCAGCUGCACUUAGAAGUGCGAUAGAAAAGAAACAUUUGUCUGCAACUGACAGAUUCGGAGUUUUGGAUGAUUCAUUUGCCCUUUCUAUGGCGUGCCAGCAGUCGUUUGCUUCACUGCUUACCUUGCUGGGUGCUUACAGAGAGGAACUUGACUGUACAGUGCUGUCAAAUUUGAUUCCUAUAAGUUAUAAGCUGGCAACAAUUGCCGCUGAUGCUGUGCCCGACCUACUGGAUCUCAUUAAUCAAUUAUUUAUUGGCCUUUUUCAGUACUCUGCAGAGAAGCUUGGUUGGGAGCCUAAACCCGGUGAGAGCCAUUUAGAUGCAAUGCUGAGAGGAGACAUUUUGACUGCCCUUGCUGUGUUUGGGCAUGACCUGACGAUAGAUGAAGCAAGUAGGCGUUUUCAUGCCUUCUUAGAUGACAGAAAUACGCCACUCCUUCCUCCUGACAUAAGAAAGGCAGUGUAUGUGGCUGUAAUGCAAAGAGUAAGCAUGUCUAAAAGAUCGGGCUAUGAAUCUCUUCUUAGAGUUUACAGAGAGACUGAUCUAAGGGAGGAGAAAACCCGCAUUUUAAGAUCACUAGCGUCUUGUCCAGAUCCCAACAUAAUACUGGAAUUUCUCAACUUCUUAUUGUCUUCUGAGGUCCGCAGGCAGGAUGCAGCCCUCGGGCUUUCUGUUAGUAGUAAAGGGCGGGAAACAGCUUGGACAUGGCUGAAGGAUAACUGGGAGCGCAUCUCAGAGACCUGGAGUUCUGGAUAUCUGCUUCGCUUUGUCAGUGCCAUCAUUUCACCGUUGGCUUCAUUCAUGAAGGUUAAGGAAGUAGAUGAGUUCUUCAAAGUCCAUCCCAACCCCUCCAUAACAAGAACAUUGAAGCAGAGCAUUGAGUGGGUACAGAUUAACACCAAGUGGGUUCAGAGUGUUGGGAGUGAGAAAAAUCUUGCCCAUAUUGUGAAGGAGUUGGCUCACAGGAAAUACUAG